This is a messenger RNA of Diceros bicornis minor, 2231 nucleotides long. It is a transcript of the gene A4GALT, whose product is annotated as alpha 1,4-galactosyltransferase (P blood group). NCBI's taxonomy places the organism in Eukaryota, Metazoa, Chordata, Mammalia, Perissodactyla, Rhinocerotidae. Gene Ontology annotation, biological process: protein O-linked glycosylation. Gene Ontology annotation, molecular function: acetylglucosaminyltransferase activity. The coding region runs from base 93 to 1421 and encodes 442 amino acids. The transcript is spliced from 4 exons. The record is from RefSeq and is a predicted model, not a curated record.
GCUCUGCCCUCCCGCCGCCGAGCCGCCCGCCUGCCCGCGGGUCCGCUUGUGCGCCGCCCGCCGCCACGGGAGCCGGAGAUGGAUUUGCAGGUAUGGAGAGUGUGUGGAGGGGCCGUGUUCGUGUUGGCACAGAAGAUUGGCUGCUGAGCCAGGGCGUGUCUCCAGGAGGCCUGCCAGGCUGCCCGGAUCCCCACCUCGCUGCCAUGGACCGCCCAGGCUGGCAGGAUGGUGCAGUGGUGAGAGCACAGACUCUGGAGCCAGGUGGCCUGGGUUCAAGGCCCCGCCCUGCCACUUGCCGGCCCUGGGACUCUGUACCAGCCAGUUCCCGCCGGAGGCUCAUGGUGUCGACUGGGGAGACCAUGUCCAGGCCCCCCCACUGCUUGCCGCGGCUGCUCCGGGGCGCCCCGAGGCAGCGGGUCUGCACCCUGUUCAUCAUCAGCUUCAAAUGCACGUGUUUUGUCUUCAUCAUGAUCUACUGGCACAUUGUGGGAGAGCCCAGGAGCCAAGGACAGCUCUUGAACCUGCCUGUUGACAUCCCCUGCCCCCGCUUGGUCCCCCCAGCAGCGCCCUCCAGCACCCCCACUCCGGGCAACAUCUUCUUCCUGGAGACUUCAGACCGGACCAACCCCAACUUCCUGUUCAUGUGCUCGGUGGAGUCGGCGGCCAGGGCCCACCCCGAGUCCCGGGUGGCGGUCCUGAUGAAGGGGCUGCCUGGCGGCAACGCCUCCCUGCCCCGGCACCUGGGCCUCUCGCUUCUGGGCUGCUUCCCCAACGUGCAGAUGCUCCCGCUGGACCUGGAGGAGCUGUUCCAGGACACGCCCCUGGCGGCCUGGUACGAGGCCGUGCAGCGGCGGUGGGAGCCCUACCUGCUGCCUGUGCUCUCCGAUGCGUCCAGGAUUGCGCUCAUGUGGAAGUUCGGUGGCAUCUACCUGGACACGGACUUCAUCGUCCUCAAGAACCUAAGGAACCUGACCAACGUGCUGGGCACCCAGUCCCGCUAUGUCCUCAACGGUGCCUUCCUGGCCUUUGAGCGCCACCACGAGUUCAUGGCGCUGUGCAUGCGUGACUUCGUGGCCCACUAUAACGGCUGGAUCUGGGGCCACCAGGGCCCCCAGCUGCUCACGCGGGUCUUCAAGAAGUGGUGCUCCAUCCACAGCCUGGACGAGAGCCACGCCUGCCGCGGCGUCACCGCCCUGCCCUCUGAGGCCUUCUACCCCAUCCCCUGGCAGAACUGGAGGAAGUACUUCGAGGACAUCAGCCCCGAGGAGCUGUCUCAGCUGCUCAAUGCCACCUACGCCGUCCACGUGUGGAACAAGAAGAGCCAGGGCACACGCUUUGAGGCCACGUCCAGGGCGCUGCUGGCCCAGCUCCACGCCCGCUACUGCCCCACGACGCACGAGGCCAUGAAGAUGUACCUGUGAGGGGCCUGCCAGGCCGUCCCCGCCUGCUGUCCUGACGGAGGAGGGCUCUUGGCCACCCUUCCUGGGGAGGCGAGAAGGGAGGACCAGGAGAGGGAAGCCUGAGCUGCCGCAGCUGGGCCUGGGGGCAGGCUGCCGGGAGGGCAGAGAACUGUCAGCCCAAGAGGCAUCGUUGGAGGACAAGCUGCGGGUCCUGGGAUCUGCUCCCUUCCAGCCAGUGGGACACUCCCUAGGCCGGUGCGCUGUCUCGGGGUAGAGGCCACAAGUGGUGGGGAAGGGCCCCAGCCAGAACCAGCUGGAGUGAGCUGGGUGAGCAUCCUGGGUCUUCUAGACAACACGCAAGAGCGGUGAGCAGUAAAGCAUCUUCCAGGGCAUGGCGGGGAGCCGGGCUGGUUGGGGCCGAGGUGCCCAUGAGGGGAGCAUGGAGAAGCCGGAGGAAAGGGGAGAAGAAGGAGGGAGGAGCUCCUAGACCCUAGAUGAGGGGGAGGAGGCAGCCUGUGGGAGAGUGGGGCUGCAAACCCAGCCUCGUGAGCCCCCGGGGGUGGGGGCUUUUCUCUUUUCUGGUUUUGGUUUCUUUUUCAGCCAGCCUGAGGCUGGCUGAGCCAGCCGGGGAGCAUUUUGGGGAAGGCCCUCGUGCCCACCCCAUCCUUUCGUUCCAGAAUAUGUUGAAAGGGUGACGUGUGCCAGCUGCCCACUCCGGCCCCAUAGGGGCGAGUUCUUUUGGCUCAGGAAAAGCAUUUUAAAGAAAACACCCUCCACCCUGUCUAUAAUAAACACAGGAGAAUAAUAAAUAUAAUGAAAACAACUCCCUGA